Messenger RNA from Sporothrix schenckii 1099-18, 1563 nucleotides. Its product is annotated as sugar transporter. The transcript has a single exon. Bases 1 to 1563 code for a protein of 520 amino acids. The record is from RefSeq and is a predicted model, not a curated record. Gene Ontology annotation, molecular function: carbohydrate:proton symporter activity. Gene Ontology annotation, biological process: carbohydrate transport; transmembrane transport. Lineage: Eukaryota; Fungi; Ascomycota; Sordariomycetes; Ophiostomatales; Ophiostomataceae. Gene Ontology annotation, cellular component: membrane.
AUGGCUGGUGGCGCUGAACUGGCCAACCCGCUGCGGCUGGACGUCGGAAGCCACAGGAAGUGCCUGGCCAUCUGCUGCCUCGUGACACUGGCCAGCUUCCAGUACGGCCUCGACUAUGCGCUGGUGGGCGGCUUCAUGGCGAUGCCGGGCUUCCUCAAGGUGUUUGGCUACUACGACGAGCACACGCAGAAGCUGGCCAUCGACACGACGGUGCAGCAGCUCAUCUCGUCGCUCAUGACCAUCGGCACGUUUGUCGGCUCGCUGCUGAUCGGGCCGUACAGCGCGCGCUUCGGGCGGCGGCCGGCGCUCUGGAUUGCGUCGCUGCUCAACUUUGUGGCGACGGCCAUCAUGAUGGGCUCGACGAGCCUGGCGGCGCUGUACGUGGCGCGGUUCCUGCUGGGCAUCUCGGUCGGCUGGUUCCUGACGUUUGGCCAGAUCUACGUCAACGAGGCGGCGCCGGCGCACCUGCGCGGCCUCGUGUUUGCCAUCUACCAGUGCCAGCUGUCGAUGGGCUCGAUUGUCGGCGCGGCCGUCGACUACGGCACCAAGACGCUGCUGACCAAGAACGCGUACCGCAUCCCGCUGGCCGUCUUCUUCGUGGUGCCGACCAUCCAGUGCGUGGCGCUCGCCUUUUUCCCCGAGAGCCCGCGCUGGUUGAUGACGCAGGGCCGCGAGGCCGACGCGACGGCGUCGCUGCGGCGGCUGCGCAACGCCGCGAUUGACGAGGCCGAGUUCCAGGGCGAGCUCAACGAGAUCCGGGCGUCGACGCGCGACCAGCUGCAGAAGACAGAAGGCAAGCGGCUGUGGAUCGAGAUGUGGCGGGGCGUCAACCGGCGGCGCAGCCUGCUGUCCAUUGCCAUCAUCUGCUUCCACUCGGCCAACGGGUCGUCGUGGAUCAACAUCUACACGACGUACUUUCUGACCGUCGCCGGCAUCAAGAACGCCUUUGCCUACUCCAUCAUGAUGACCUGCUUCGGCCUGCUCGGCGUCCUCGCAAGCAUCACCAUUGUGCGCCGCGUCGACCGCCGCGCCAUCGUCAUGGUCGGCGUCGCCGCCUGCGGCCUCUGCCAGCUGGCCUUUGCCAUUGCCUGGACCGUCGCCCCCGGCUCCGCCGCCACCGGCCGCGUCAUGGUCGCCUUCAUCACGCUCUUCACCUUCUUCUACGUCGCCUACGCGCCCUACGCCUGGCUGCUCGGCGGCGAGUACCCCAACAAUGCGUUCCGCGCGCACACCUACGGCGUGGCCACGGCCAUGAAUUUCCUGGGCAACUGGCUCGCCGUCUUCACGGCGCCCUACUUUAUCAACCCGGCGUCGCUUGGCUGGAACGCCAAGUACGGCUACAUCUGGUUCGGCAGCAACGCCAUCCUCUUCGUCUUCACGUGGGUCUUUAUCCCCGAGACGCGCGACCGCACGCUCGAGGAGAUCCACGAGAUGUUUGAGGCCGGCGUGCCCGCGCGCCAGUUCAAGAACUACGUCUGCUCCGACACGCAGGCCAUGGCGCGUGCGCGCGAAAAGGACGUCGACGGCGACCUGCCGCAGGUGCAGCACGUCAACGAUGCGUGA